AUGCCGAUGAGCGUCCAUAUAAUCACGCAAUACAUGAAGCGUAGGAAAUCAGUUCGUUGCCGGCAAAAGCAACAAUAUACAAAAAGGCGCAAAUGUCUUUCUAAAUUGCCUGUUUGUCCUGCUUCCCGGGACUAUGCUGAACCUGUUUCGGCUGGGCCUCUUUUGGCCGCUCCUGCGGCUGUUUGUCCUGCUUCCCGGGACUACGCUGAACCUGUUUCGGCUGCGCCUCUUUUGGCCGCUCCUGCGCCUGUUUGUCCUGCUUCCCGGGACUACGCUGAACUUAUUUCGGCUGCGCCUCUUUUGGCCGCUCCUGCGAUUGUUUGUCCUGCUUCCCGGGACUAUGCUGAACCUAUUUCGGCUGGGCCUCUUUUGGCCGCUCCUGCAGCUGUUUGUCCUGCUUCCCGGGACUACGCUGAACCUGUUUUGGCUGCGCCUUUUUUGGCCGCUCCUGCGACUGUCUGUCCUGCUUCCCGGGACUAUGCUGAACCUAUUUCGGCUGGGCCUCUUUUGGCCACUCCUGCGGCUGUUUGUCCUGCUCCCCGGAACUACGCUGAACCACUUUUGGCUGUGCCUCUUUUGGCCGCUCCUGCGGCUGUUUGUUCUGUUUCCCGGGACUACGCUGAACCAGUUUCGGCUGCGCCUCUUUUGGCCGCUCCUGUGGUUUUCCUUUCUUUCAAUUGUUGA
This is a messenger RNA of Acanthosepion pharaonis, 684 nucleotides long. Lineage: Eukaryota; Metazoa; Mollusca; Cephalopoda; Sepiida; Sepiidae. The record is from the annotation of a GenBank genome assembly.